Molecule: messenger RNA, 3445 nt
Organism: Striga asiatica
Lineage: Eukaryota; Viridiplantae; Streptophyta; Magnoliopsida; Lamiales; Orobanchaceae
Source: the annotation of a GenBank genome assembly
GGAAAAAAAAAACCAAAAAAAAAAGAGUCCCUGAUCUUUAGUAUUCCAAAUUCACAAAUUCUGCGGAGCUACGAAAUUCCUCUUAGACUUUUUCAGAGGGCUGUCCCUCUCGACAAACUCCCAGCUCCGAAGAUUUCUUUUUCAGGUACAUGUGUUUUUGGUUUUACUCACAGAAGCAUACAUCAGACAAUCGUUAGUUCCAAUAACAAGCACACAAAUACAUGGCGUUCAUAUCUUUGGCGUGAUCGAGAUAAUAUGAGUUGGAGCUGUUUGGAAUUUUUGGUAAAUUAGAAGACGAGUCUAGAACAUUACGGUCAUUUCAUCCAUGGAGAGAGACGACAUCUCGUCGUAAUUUCGUUAUGAUGCAAUUUGGACUUUGCGGGUUUAUAGAAUUUAAUUUUGGUGUAAAAGUCAACUCGUUGCCAUUCGUGCUACUGAUUCAUUAUUUGAUCAGUUUUUAAUUUAUUGAGGCGUUUUAUUGACAAUAUUGGAUCCGUCAAUUUAGGUGUCCAUUACUUUGCAGCUUACAUUUAAAGCUCAGUUGUCAUGAUGAAAUACAAUAAUCUAUUGAUCAAUUUGUUUGGUUGUUAGUUUUUGUUUGCUUCCGUUGUGAGAACAAGACGUUGAUUUUAGAUUCAAAGACUGACUUAGUUUUGGUUUUUGUCCCUUCCUGACUUAUUUUAAAUAUCUUACUGCAGUUAUGCCUCUUUUUUUUUUUCUAAGUUUUAGUGAAGCACCUUCACUUUUGAUUAGUUUAAAGCCCACAUGGAGGGUUGCCAUUCUUUGUGAUGGAGCAUAAAGCUCAACAGGGGUGACUGCUUACUAUCACUUGCCGCAGGCAUUGGACCGCGAAACAGAAUAAGCUGUUUCUGGUCGAUCUUUGUGUUGCUUUUAAAUCAAAAUGGCCUCAAAUGCGACAUUUAAGUGUCCGCCGCCCAUGAAGGCAGCCUCCAACGGCAUUUUCCAAGGAGACAAUCCUCUACACUUUGCACUUCCUUUGCUGAUAGUACAGAUAUGCCUGGUGCUCAUCUUGACCCGUGGCCUCGCUUAUCUUUUACGGCCACUCAGGCAACCGCGCGUGAUUGCUGAGAUAAUCGGAGGAAUUUUAUUGGGCCCCUCGGCCUUGGGUCGCAACAAGAAGUACCUGCAGGACAUAUUUCCUGCUCGGAGCCUGACUGUCUUGGACACACUUGCUAACUUGGGCCUUCUCUUCUUCCUCUUCUUUGUGGGUCUCGAGCUCGACCCAAAGGCCCUCCGCCAGACAGGCCGGAAAGUCAUGAGCAUCGCCCUUGCCGGGAUUACCCUCCCUUUCGCCCUCGGGAUCGGGACCUCGUUCGCCCUUCGAGCUACCGUCUCGGAGGGCGUGAGCCAGGGCCCAUUUCUCGUCUUCAUGGGUGUGGCCCUCUCCAUCACCGCCUUCCCUGUCCUGGCACGCAUCCUGGCCGAGCUCCGGCUCCUGACCACCGAUGUCGGCCGCCUCGCCAUGUCAGCAGCCGCCGUUAACGACGUUGCUGCCUGGAUUUUGCUUGCUCUGGCCAUAGCCCUGUCGGGCACUGACAGUUCCCCGUUCAUUUCAGUUUGGGUGUUUUUGUCCGGUUUAGGUUUUGUGAUUGCGUGUGUGUUUGUGGCCCCGCCCGUUUUUAAGUGGAUGGCGAGGAGGUGCCCGCAGGGUGAGCCGGUGGACGAGAUAUACAUAUGUGCCACCCUGGCAGCGGUGCUGGCGGCGGGCUUUGUGACGGACGCCAUCGGUAUUCAUGCACUCUUUGGGGCGUUUGUGCUCGGAGUGCUCAUCCCGAAGGAGGGCCCUUUUGCCGGGGCGCUGGUGGAGAAGGUCGAGGAUCUGGUCUCGGGAUUGUUCCUGCCGUUGUACUUUGUGUCGAGCGGGCUGAAGACGAACGUGGCCACUAUUCAGGGGGCACAGUCGUGGGGGCUGCUUGUGCUGGUUAUACUCACGGCUUGUUUUGGUAAGAUUUUAGGCACACUCGCGGUUUGCCUUUUCUGCAAGAUUCCGUUCAGGGAGUCUCUCACCCUCGGCUUCCUUAUGAACACGAAGGGGCUCGUGGAGCUUAUCGUCCUCAACAUCGGAAGAGACCGAGGGGUUUUGAACGAUCAGACGUUUGCCAUCAUGGUACUGAUGGCUCUAUUCACGACGUUCAUAACUACGCCGAUUGUCAUGACCAUAUACAAGCCGGCCCGAAUGGCCCGAGCAGACUACAAGCACCGCACAAUCCAGCGGAAAGAGAAGGACACCCAGCUCCGGCUCCUCACCUGCUUCCACAGCACAUGCAGCAUCCCGAGCCUCAUCAACCUCAUCGAGGCUUCUCGCGGGACCCAGCGGAAGGACAGCCUCCUCGUCUACGCAAUGCACCUGACCGAGCUCUCCGAGCGCUCGUCGGCUAUCCUCAUGGUUCACAAGGCCCGCAAAAACGGGAUGCCGUUCUGGGCCCGGGUCCACGACCCCGACCCGAACCAGAUGACGGUGGCCUUCGAGGCCUUCCAGCAACUGGGCCGCGUCACGGUCCGGCCCACCACUGCCAUCUCUUCCAUGCCCACCAUGCACGAGGACAUCUGCAGCAGCGCCGCCAAGAAGCGGGCCGCAUUGAUCGUUCUCCCCUUCCACAAGCACCAGAGGCCCGACGGGCCUUUGGAGGCCGGCAGGCCCGAGCUGCGGCACGUGAACCGGCGGGUACUCGAGCACGCCCCGUGCUCGGUCGGGAUUUUAAUCGACCGUGGGCUCGGAGGGACCUCUCACGUGUCGGCUAGCAAUGUCGAUUAUGCGGUCACGGUGUUCUUCUUUGGCGGGCCCGAUGACCGGGAGGCACUCUCGUAUGGGGUUAUCAUGGCCGAGCACCCGGGGAUAAGCUUGAGAGUUGUUCGCUUCGUGGCUGUCCCGGGCCACGAAGUUCGGGUGGAUGUGAGUGUGGAUAGGGAGGAAGUUUUGAACGAUGACGAGGUGUUUUUGGCGGAGUUAAAAGGGAAGGUGAGGAAGGAUGGGUCGAUCGGGCUGGAGGAGAGGGCCGUGGGUGAUGUGGCGGGGGUGGUGGAGGUUAUGAGGGAUUAUGGGAGGAGUAAUUUGAUUCUUGUGGGGAGGAGUCCGGUGAGUGAGGUGGUUGUGGGUUUGGGGGACGGUGGGGAGUGCCGGGAGCUGGGGCCGUUGGGGAAUGUGUUGGCAUUGCCGGAGUUUGGGGCAUCGGUGUUGGUGGUGCAGCAGUUCAGGCGGGAGGGCUCGUUGGGUUGGGCGAAAGGUGGUGCCAGUGAAGAGGAGAGCUCUGAAUCUUGAUUCUCAGUGAUUUGGUGUUUGUCUGUGUACAUAUCUCUGGACUUUGUUGGGCGAAUAGAAAGGAAAAAUUGGUAUACUUGUCAUGGAAAUAAUUGAUUUUUUUAUGUGUGAAUCAAAGCACAAAUUUUACAUAUCAAGUUUUACUAGUAUCACGUGCGAUUCCCG